GGUUGAGGUUGAAGAUUGGAAGGUGUUGAAGUGAGUUUUUUUUGUCGAAGGAUAAAAUUUAGGGCAACAAAAACUGAUGAGAACAUUUAUCUCGUUAAAUUGAAUUGAUUUAUAUUUCGCACACAAAAAAUAGACCUUUAAAAAACUGUCGAACUAUUUGAAAUUUUGCUGUCGUGAUGGUUUUCCUACGAACGAUGCUGAACACCGCCAGACGCAUACCGAUGAUUAAAUUUAGAAAAGGAGGCCCCUAUUUAGAUAAUACUAGCCCUGGACAUCAAUCAGCUGGUGCCGCCGGAACAUCGGGUAGUGUGGCAACGAAAUCGGCUUCGUCCGGUGAGGCGAUUGAAGAGUGGCAAUUACCUGCCCGUUAUCAUCGAAAGCCCAUAGACGAUGUGGAAAUGGCGUGGAUUAAUAAUGGAGGACCUCCGGCUUGAAAUGUAUACAUAUUCUGAAUCAUCAAGAGGGAGUACUUCCUAGUCACACAGGGUCAUAUACCCAAUCAUUAUUCUCAUUAUUGUACUAUUGACAGCAUUUCUCAUCGAUGCGAGCGUGCGAGCGAUGUUUGUUUUCGAAUGCAGCAAACUUGCUUGUUUAUGCUUGUCGCGCUGAAUCCACUUUAGGAGAAACAUUUUUGUAUGCUGAAUUUCUGAGCUUUGUACCAACAAAAAACGAAAUAUCAACAAAGGUGCUUAAAAUUAAAUAAAGUUAAUACUAGACCAAAUACGUUACAUGUUCUGUAGAUAAAGUAGAAGCAGUUUACAAAAAGACUAUUAUAUUACAAGCGUACUAC
This is a messenger RNA of Sabethes cyaneus, 790 nucleotides long. RefSeq lists its product as uncharacterized. Gene Ontology annotation, biological process: 2-oxoglutarate metabolic process. The coding region runs from base 177 to 434 and encodes 85 amino acids. The transcript has 2 exons. The record is from RefSeq and is a predicted model, not a curated record. NCBI's taxonomy places the organism in Eukaryota, Metazoa, Arthropoda, Insecta, Diptera, Culicidae.